AUGGAUUACAACAGAGAGCCCAAGGCAGACGCCGAAGCACGGUCUCCCAUACGGGCUUCGUUGGGCGUAGAUGGCGAUGAUAGAUCGGACUUAUCUAUGUCAGACGAAAAAUGGGCACGCCACUUGAUAUGGAAGAUAGACAUCCACAUCAUCCCCUUCGUUGUGCUUCUGUACUUGUUCAGCUUUCUGGAUCGAGUUAACAUUGGCAAUGCCCGCUUGUAUGGCAUGGAAGAAGAUCUAGGCCUAGUGGGCAAUCAGUAUCAGGUCGCAGUAUCCAUUCUGUUUGUUACUUACUGCCUGUUCGAAGUCCCGUCCAACUUGGUGAUCAAGAAGCUCAGGCCCUCGCGGUACAUUGCCUCAAUCUCAAUCAUCUGGGGCAUUCUAGCUACCUUGACGGGUAUCACGCAGAGUUAUGGCGGCUUGAUUGCCUGCCGUGUACUUCUAGGUGUUGUUGAGGCUGGGCUCUUUCCGGGAUUGAUGACUUAUCUCACGCUGUUCUACAGCAAGCGGGAGAUCGCACUCCGAACUGGUUAUUUAUUCAGCAGCGCCGCAGCCGCUGGUGCCUUCGGGGGUCUUCUUGCGUACGGCAUUGGCUUCAUGGAUGGCGUCGCGGGGCUGCGGGGCUGGCGAUGGAUCAUGAUCAUCGAAGGGAUUCCCACCGUCAUCCUGGGUAUUUUGACCUGGUUCUUUCUCGCCGACGAGCCUGAUACAGCGUACUAUCUCACUGACGACGAGAAAGCCAUGGUCGUCCGUCUGCGUCGUCGCCAUGUCGGUCAGACUCCGUCCGCGCAAAAGUUUCACUGGGCGGAUGUGAAGGAGGGCGCGUUGGACUGGAGGAUCUACGCAUUCUGCAUUGCCCAAUUUGGAGUCGACACGAUGCUCUACGGCUACAGCACUUUUCUGCCCACGAUCAUCAAAGGAAUGGGCAAGUGGUCCACUGCUGAAGUUCAGGCACUGACCAUUCCGUGCUAUGCGCUUGGCGCCAUUGUAUACCUACUGGUCGCCUGGAUCAGCGAUCGGACCCAGCGCCGUGGGAUCUUCGUCUGCAUCUUCGCUGUGAUCUCUGUUGUCGGGUACGGGGUCUUGAUCUCCGACUCAUCAUCCGGGGUACAUUACUUCGGCGCACUGCUUAUCGCCCUGGGGCUAUAUGUGACCGUGGGGCUGCCGCUUGCAUGGCUACCGACCACGCUGCCGCGAUAUGGGAAGCGGACGUUUGCGACGGGUCUGCAGCUGACGUUUGGAAACAUCAGUGGCGUCAUGUCCCCUUUCCUGUACAAAACCGAGGAAGCACCGCGCUAUGUGCGCGGCAAUGCGGUCACGCUUGCUCUGGUUGGCUUUGCUGGUGUGGUCUAUGGGCUCAUGUGGUGGUACUACCACUGCAAGAAUCAGCGAAGACAACAGGGCUUGGAAGACGACAAGGUUGCGGGCAUGACCGAUGAAGCCAUUGAAGAGCUAGGAGACAAGAGUCCUCGUUUUAAUGACGAUUGGAAUAUUCUCCAUCACUUGGGGGGUAAUGGACCCUGGAUCGAGAAGCGUGGCCGUGUACACUACUCGCAAAGCUUUGGGCCCGACCUCGAUGGAUGCGUCAUUGACCAGGUGCACAUGAUGUCACGCCACGGGGCGCGGUACCCGACGCGAUCAGCCGGAGGCCGUACCCACAUUGCGCUCCUCAAACGCAUCCGGGACGCCAACGUCAAACUGAAUGGGAGCCUAUCAUUCCUCAACAACUGGACCUAUUUCACCGACGACCCAUCCACCGAUUUCGACCAAUUGACCACCACAGGUCCCUACGCCGGCACUCUCCAAAGCCACACCACAGGCCUCCACUUCUCCGCCCGCUACAAACACCUGCUGACCAGCAACCGGUCGUCGCGACUCAAGCUCUGGGCCAGCGACUGCAACCGCGUCAUCCAGACCGCCCAACACUUCGCAUCCGGGCUUUUCGGGUCACCGUCAGCGUCGUCCUCCCCUCCAGGCUGGCAAGCAGAACCUUCCGCAAAAGCCACCCUCGAAGUCAUCCCCGAGACCUUCGACCGCGGCGCGGACACCCUCACCCCGGGGGACACCUGCCUCCGAUACCUCGAGGACCCCGACCGCGGCCAUGACUACGGGAUCCAGAUGCUCGCGCGGUUCCAGCAAGCCUACAUCCCCGCGAUCGCGGAGCGACUGAUGCUCACCACGCAGGCAAAUAAUCCCACGCUUGGGCCGUUGAGCAACGGCGAAGUCUACAGUAUGCAGGAGAUGUGCGGGUUCGAGACGCUGGUGCGCGGGUCGAGUCCCUGGUGCGCGGUGUUCACGCGCGAGGACUGGGAGAAUUUCGAGUAUGCGCGCGACGUGCUGCACUAUUAUCGCGCGGGGCCCGGAAACCCCUACGCUGGGGCGAUGGGGUGGCUUUGGCUGAAUGCUAUGACGGGACUUCUAAGGCAAGGGCCCGGUGCUGGUGUGCAUGAUGGAGAUAUCGCGCCCUUUCUGACGGCGUUGGAGAUCAUGGCUGAUCCGAAGUAUGAUCCGGUGCUCCCGGUUACUCAUAUGGUGUCGGAUCGGGUCUGGCGCACUUCAUCGGUAAUGCCCAUGGGUGGCCGGGUCGUCCUGGAGCGGAUGACCUGCUCCUCCGGGGGUGAGGGUGCGCAUGGCGAUGCUGGGCAUACCUUCUUACGAGUGAUUAUCAAUGAGAAGGUAACGCCGCUGCCAUACUAUUACUUUCCUGUGGCAAGACUAGAUGUAUAA
Aspergillus brunneoviolaceus CBS 621.78 is the source of this 2727-nucleotide messenger RNA. Its product is annotated as putative MFS transporter. Lineage: Eukaryota; Fungi; Ascomycota; Eurotiomycetes; Eurotiales; Aspergillaceae. Gene Ontology annotation, molecular function: transmembrane transporter activity. The coding region runs from base 1 to 2727 and encodes 908 amino acids. The record is from RefSeq and is a predicted model, not a curated record. Gene Ontology annotation, cellular component: membrane. Gene Ontology annotation, biological process: transmembrane transport. The transcript is spliced from 9 exons.